AUGGUUUUCCCUGCUCCUUUUGGUCGUGAGUUGUCUAAGGAAGAGGCCUACAUUGCUGAAUUAGAUUCCAAGACUGGUGCUUCCCUUAAGUUAACAAUCCUUAACCCUAAGGGUACUAUCUGGACUCUUGUUGCUGGAGGCGGUGCUUCUGUUGUGUAUGCUGAUGCCAUUGCUUCUGCUGGUUUUGCCGACGAGUUGGCUAACUAUGGUGAAUACUCUGGUGCCCCUAACGAGGUUCAAACCUAUGAGUAUGCCAAGACUGUUCUUGACCUCAUGACCAGAGGUGAGCCUGUUGAGUCUGGUAAGGUUCUUUUCAUUGGUGGUGGUAUUGCCAAUUUCACCCAAGUUGGUUCCACUUUCAAGGGUAUCAUUCGUGCUUUCCGCGAUUAUAAGAAUGCUCUCCACAAUCACAAAGUCCGCAUUUAUAUCCGUCGUGGUGGUCCCAACUGGCAAGAGGGUCUUCGUCUUAUUAAGAAUGCUGGCGAGGAGCUUGAUUUGCCAAUGGAAAUCUUUGGUCCUGAUAUGCACGUCUCUGGUAUCGUUCCUUUGGCUCUUUUAGGUAAGAGACCUAAGAAUGUUCAACAAUUUGGUGCUGCCUCUUCCACUACCCCAUCAACUCCCUUGAACAUUUAA
Messenger RNA from Sugiyamaella lignohabitans, 633 nucleotides. RefSeq lists its product as uncharacterized. The transcript has a single exon. Bases 1 to 633 code for a protein of 210 amino acids. Lineage: Eukaryota; Fungi; Ascomycota; Dipodascomycetes; Dipodascales; Trichomonascaceae. The record is from RefSeq and is a predicted model, not a curated record.